Molecule: messenger RNA, 2475 nt
Organism: Helobdella robusta
Lineage: Eukaryota; Metazoa; Annelida; Clitellata; Rhynchobdellida; Glossiphoniidae
Exons: 4
Coding region: 1-2475 (824 amino acids)
Biological process (GO): lipoprotein metabolic process; lipid transport
Cellular component (GO): membrane; extracellular region
Molecular function (GO): lipid binding
Source: RefSeq, a predicted model, not a curated record
AUGUUGAAUACACUGAACAAAAUAGUCGUAAAGAAUCGACUUAAUGAUGUUGUUAGUGAGAUUGUUGUUCAAUAUGCUGAAAGUAACAAAUCCAUAAGCAACUGGUACAAUCUCAAAGAUGUGAAUGUUGAAACUUUUGAGAAUAUUGCGUGGAGUAGGUGUGUCACUUAUGAGAAAUGCAUUGCAGGUGAUGAUGAGGUGGAACUCGAUGCCAACAACAUCUGUUUUGGGGAAAAUAAUGGUUUCUGGCAGAUAUAUUUCAUCUACAAGUCGAAAAAUUAUAAACUUACAAAACCUAAUAAUGAGUUUAGCUUGUCUAAAGAUGAUAACAAAGGCAUUAUGACCAUCUCUUUGUUGAUGAACCAAGAUGAAAUCACUCUAGAAGCCAUUUUUCAAAAAGGUUCAUCUAACAAAUGCUUCUCAAUGAUUGAAGGAAUUAUCACAAAAAGAGGUGUCAACAUAUUUGUGAAGAAUGAAUUAAUUGAUCAGAUUAAUGAUCUUUCUGUAACCUUAUGUGAAACAUUUUUUAUGACUGCUUCAAAUUAUGAAGAUGAUGACGAUUUCAGCAGCAGAAAUCAAGUCAAACUUACUAAUUCCAAAUUAACUACAGAGGGCUUGACUUACUCUGUAGAGCCAGUUAUAUUCACUUACAACAAACAUUCACAAUACUGGCACAUGAGGUUUUCAUACCAAGGAAAUUUUUAUGAACUUCAAACCAAAAGAAAGCCUGGAAUACAAUUCAACCUGGAUAUGAACCAUCAUGGUUCUGACUUGAUACUAUACAUUUUUUUGGAUUCUAAAACCUCCAGGCUGGCUGUCAGAUUUGAGAUUGGUGACUGCAGUAAAAUAUUUACUGCUUUUCAAAAAUUAAAAACAAUAGAUAAACAAAUGGAAAUUGUAACAAACAAAAUAAAUGAAUUAAAUUGUCCUCAAUUAUUUCAUAACUUCUCACUGACAGUUCAUAAGUUGACACAUGUCUUUAGAACAUUAUCUAGAGUUGGGUAUAAAAGUUUUUCAAAGGAGAAAUUAUUUUCUGGCUGUUUCAAACGUUUAUUUUAUCCAUAUAUGAAGCCAGAGAUUCAUUCCAUGGAGAUGAUGCUUGAAAAUUCAGUAAUUAAUAUUGGGAAGUUUUUAUUGGAUGUUGAAAAGGAUGAUUGCGACAUCAUUUUAAGUGCUCUCAAGGAUGCUGUCUUCUAUUUUCAUUCAUUGAAGAAAAUCUGGAUGGAGAUGAAAGGUUUAGCCGAUCAAUUGAAAGUUUUGGUGAAAUAUUUUGAAAACAGAAAACAUGGAGAGGAGGGUGACGAUGAUGAUAAUGAAUUUUUAAAAUCCGUAUUUCAUAAUUUAGAUCUUUAUGAUUCGAUGCAAAUAACGUCAAUCACGUGUGAGUUGUUAGAGUUGGUAGCUUUCAAUGAGGUCGGCAUCUGCUUUAAGAUUUCCAAUUCAGAACAAACGCACAAAGUCUCUGCUGACUUGGGCGUUCUUGCUUUGAUAUUGGAGGAUGAGCUGAAAGUUUGGAACCAGAAGAUUGUAUCAACGAAAAAGAAUGAUGACGAUAAUGAUCAAACAAAAGUUGUUGACGACGAAAUUAAACAUGAUAAUCCACUGAAAGAUCCUAACAUUCCAAAUGAAAGCUUAACAUCGUUGCAAAUACAGCUGAUAUACGAAAGUUCCCUCAUAAAAUCUGCAGAAUUAUUUCAGAUUGCACGUAUGAAGCUGGUUGAUUCAUUAUAUGACAUCAGUUCGGCAAUCCACCUGACCAAUCGCAACGUUAACAUCAGCAUGAUCACCUCCUCUGCCGUCGGAUUAGUCGGUGCGAGUUUGGUCAUCACCGGUUUAGCUUUGACGCCAUUCACUGCAGGACUUUCAUCCGGACUGGUUGCAGCAGGAGUGGGAUUGGGAGCUUCGGGAGGUGCGUUGGGUGUGGGCACCACUAUUGCCGACACCGUUUUAACCCAAGGUCAUCUAAAAUCCACUCUUGAUUUAGCUCUAGUUGAUAGGAAAGUUUGUAAAUCUCUGACCCGUCUUCAAGACAUUUUAACACAAAAUAAAUUAAUGAAUGCUUUAAACAACAGCGGUUCAUUUUCAGCUGACUGCAGUAGUUCAUUAUUUCACCACCCACAGUACGAAACAAAAGUUGUGGGUGAAUGUGCUGCCAAUACGAUUUCGAAUUUUAGUGUUGCUGCGGUUAAAACAGGAGUGCAAAUUGCUAAAAAUUCCUUCCUUCGUGUUGGUUCCGUUACAGUUGGAGUUAUUUUUGAUGUUACAUCACUGACGUUCAGAGCCAUAAAUUUAUCAAAAGGAGGAAAUUCAGAACUUGGUUUCAAGAUAGAAAUUGAAGCUCAAGAUUUAGAGAAGGAGUUAGAUGUUAUCUUCAAUGUCAUUGAACAGAUGGGUGUCCGUAUUGAACGAGGUGGCGAACGUGUUAAAACCAAUGAUAGAACACCUAUCACUAGACCAAUCCUCGAGUUGAUAUAA